Arthroderma uncinatum is the source of this 465-nucleotide messenger RNA. RefSeq names its product DUF614 domain protein. Bases 1 to 465 code for a protein of 154 amino acids. The transcript has 3 exons. The record is from RefSeq and is a predicted model, not a curated record. Lineage: Eukaryota; Fungi; Ascomycota; Eurotiomycetes; Onygenales; Arthrodermataceae.
AUGGACCCAAACGCCCAGAACACCCAAAACACCCCCAACCCCGACAUGAAGUCUGGAUUUGCUGCGGACGCAGCUCCUGCUGGCAUGCCAGCGAACAAAUGGGGUUCUCCAUUCUAUGAAUUCUGGGAUCCUCUUGACACCAUGCUCUGCUCUUGGUUCUGCCCUUGCUUCAUGUUUGGCCGCAACCAGCAUCGACGACGUGAUCCAACCUUGACCGACUUUAACUACUUCAACGGUGAUUGCUGCACCUGGCUGUGCCUUUCUUACUGUGGUUGCUACGGUAUCAUUCAGGGCCUCAAGCGCAUCGAAACCCGAAAGCAAUAUGGUAUUGAGGGCAAUGACGUUCUGGAUUUCGCCGGCUCCUGCUGUCUCCCCUGCUGCAUGCUCGUCCAGGAGGAGAAGGAAAUCACUCGCCGUACACAGGCAGCUGGUUACCAACGAACCUCCCCAAUGACCUACCCUUGA